AUGAGACGACUUGGGUAUUUCUGUUCAGGCGCUCUGUGGGCCGCGCGCAACCGAGGGGUCAUGCGCAGGGGCUUAAUACGCAGGCGCGGAGCGGCGUCACAAGCAGAGCGACAUCAUGGCGGCGUCCGUGCGAGCGCAGGUGAUCUCUCUGUACCGCGCGCUGCUGGCGGAGAGCAAGAGCUUCCCCUCCUACAACUACAGGACCUAUGCAGUGCGGCGGGUGCGAGAUGCCUUCAGGGCCAACCGUAAAGUGAAGGAUCCACAAGCUGUGGAGAGACUAAUGGUGGAGGGACAGCAGACACUGGCACUGAUACAGAGACAGGUUUCCAUCGGGAAGAUGUACGAGACCCAGAAGAACGUGGUGGAGGACUGACCCCAGCAAACAGGAAGUGACAUCAUUGCCCCCGGCAUCGACGCCUACCCGCUUACUGUUUCGGCCCCAAACGCUCCGUCUCGUACAGCUGGGGGGAGAUGAAAUGCAUUGUGGGAGUUGUAGUGCAGUGAAGCUCUUGGGGUUUAGUAGUUUUGUUUUUUUGAUGUUUAGACGCUCAGAUGCAGUACCGCCUCCGCCCACAGAGGGCGCCACAACGGAUAAACAACACGGGAAAUGAGAAUAUAUUUUUAAUAUGUUGACGUGAUUCACGUUAAACCACGAAUCCUCAAAAUAUCUAAAUAUAUAUUCAGGUUCUGUGUGAAGUUUAAAACGUAAACAAUAAUAAUAAUAUAAUAAAAACAACUCCUUUAAAGAAAUACAAGUUUGUGGUUAAUCUUUCAGUUUUAGUCUCAUGUGGAAAUAAACUUUAUUUAAAGAAGAAUAAAAGACAGACCUGAUCAGAA
Molecule: messenger RNA, 837 nt
Organism: Pseudoliparis swirei
Lineage: Eukaryota; Metazoa; Chordata; Actinopteri; Perciformes; Liparidae
Gene: lyrm4b
Product: LYR motif-containing protein 4B
Exons: 3
Coding region: 116-373 (85 amino acids)
Biological process (GO): iron-sulfur cluster assembly
Cellular component (GO): L-cysteine desulfurase complex; mitochondrion
Source: RefSeq, a predicted model, not a curated record